AGUCAGCUUUACAAUGUUGAUGUCAAUAUGGCUGCUGUCAGACAGACAAAGACAAGUCAGUCUCGCUUCUGACUGAAAUCAAAUCGGGGGGUGGAAGAAGGCCGAAAGGGAUUAGAAAAAAUCACUGUUGCAUGUUAGUGUUGGCAAACAAAGGAGGGAAUUUCUGCGCGAUUAUUGAUUUAUACUAUUAUUAAAUGGUGUGGUGGACGGAGGCUCUGCCCAGGUUCACAGAAAGCUCUUCAGAAUGUCCCACUAUACAGAUGAGCCCCGCUUCACCAUUGAGCAGAUUGACCUGCUGCAGCGGCUGCGGCACACAGGCAUGACCAAGCAGGAGAUCCUCCAUGCCCUGGACACCCUGGACCGGUUGGACCGUGAGCAUGGGGACAAGUUUGGCCGACGCUCUUCCUAUGGGGGCAGAGGAGGAGGCGGGGGCUGCACAGCUGGUAACAGCAGCAACAACAACCAUGGAAACAACACAACCUCCUCCACGUCCUCCUUCACCUCUGCCUCCAGCAAUCUGGCGGCCUCUUCCUCCACCGCCACCACAGCCACUCAGACGCAAUACCGUGGCGCGCUGUCACCGUCGCCCAGCUACGACACAUCCCCACCCCCACAGGCCACCAUCUCCUCAGCUGUCUCCCUGGUGGGUGUGGCCCAGAAUGGGCGGGAUGGCCUGGCCGGGGCCACGCCAAAUGGCAAGCUCUCUCCACCACGCUAUCCUGUCAACAGUGCCAUUGGUGCCCGCAGUUACACCUUUGAGGCGGUGGAGGAAGAGCUGGACAUCGACGACAAGGUGGAGGAGCUCAUGAGAAGGGACAGUGGGAUGGUGAAGGAGGAGAUCAAGGCUUUCCUGGGGAAUCGGCGUAUCUCCCAGGCUGUGGUUGCCCAGGUGACAGGCAUCAGUCAGAGCCGUAUCUCUCACUGGUUGCUGCAGCAGGGGUCAGACCUGAGUGAGCAGAAGAAGAGGGCAUUUUAUCGCUGGUACCAGCUGGAGAAGACCACACCCGGUGCCACUCUAAACAUGCGUCCUGCCCCCAUGGCUCUGGAGGAGGUGGAGUGGAGACAAACCCCACCCCCCAUCAGCUCCGCCCCUGCCAGCUUCCGCCUGCGGCGAGGCAGCCGCUUCACAUGGAGAAAGGAGUGUCUCGCCGUGAUGGAGAGCUACUUCAAUGAAAACCAAUACCCUGAUGAGGCAAAGAGAGAGGAAAUUGCCAAUGCCUGCAAUGCUGUCAUACAAAAACCAGGAAAGAAGCUGUCUGAUGUGGAGAGAGUCACAUCCCUCAAGGUCUACAACUGGUUCGCCAACAGACGGAAGGAAAUAAAGAGAAGAGCCAAUAUUGAAGCAACAAUCCUAGAGAGCCAUGGGAUAGAUGUCCAGAGCCCAGGAGGCCACUCCAACAGUGACGAUAUUGAUGGCAACGAUUACUCUGAGCAGGGCUGCGAUGUCCCCUAUUUUGAAAAGAGACCUCUGCCUAGACCCUUUGGUUUCUACAGACUUGAACCCUCGUCACCAACACAGGAUGAUAGCAUCAGCCACAGUGACCAUCAGGACCCCAUUUCCCUAGCCGUGGAGAUGGCCGCUGUCAACCACACUAUUCUGGCCCUGUCAAGGCCAGGGGCCGUCUCUGGGGACAUCAAGACAGAGGCUCUGGAAGAUGACUGAGGGGUGGGGCAGGGGGAUGAAGAGGGCAUGUUUGGAGCAGCAGGGGAAAGGGACAAGCAUGUGACUGUGGGUACAUUUGGUUGCAGUGGAGGCAUUAAAUAAUGACCAAAACUACAUGUAAUCUGUAGAUUUUAGAAACCUGUUUUGAAUUUACCCCCAUCCCCUGCCUGACCUUCCACUUCCCUACCAUCACCUUCCUCCAUAGAGCCCCUACCUGCGCCCAGGUUUUUUCUUUUAUUAGCUUGUUUAUUUAAAUACAAAUCUCACCCAGAUGCCAGCCCUCUCCUUGUGUGACACUAGGAGAUACAAACCACGUUUGGGGCAGUAGAGUUCAUGGUCUCCCUGUCCCUACUUCCUGUAGCUGUGUUCCUAAAGCCUGUGUGUGCACAAUGCUGGGGGCCUCUCCUAGUCAGUCUUGUCACAGCGCUUGUCAAAGGGCAAGGUGAGUGAACUGUUCAGUUUUGGUUAAGAACAAUCUUGGGUAUGGCAGCCUGUGAAGACAUAUUAGAGGAGAUAAUUGUUGGAUUUUCAUCCAACAGGUUUGAAGUGAGUCCAAGAUGAGAGAUUUCAAAAAUCUGUUUUGUUUUGUAUGUUAGCUGUAUUCUCAAUACAAAAUGAAGAGAUGUGUUUGAUGUAGGAAUUGGAUUCCCUGGCCUUCUUCCAAAAUGACAAAGUUGACUUUAAUAAGUGUAGGCUAAAACGUGCAGAUGGAAAAAAGACUGUACAAACAUGCAGCUGGUUGGAUUGCAUCAUGAAGAGGUCAGAUUUCAGUGCAUGGUCCUAUUUUGAUCAAUUUUGUGGGUAUGUGUGUUCAGCAUAAGAGUUGCAGUACAUUUACAUUUUGAGGAUGCCAACUCAAAGUGUUAGAUGCAAUAGUUGUGUUGUAGUAUGAUGAAGGCGCUGGUAGUGGUAGAAAAUAUCUGUCCUCCCCCUUUGUGCAAGUCAGGGGGCAACAUUUUUCUAAUCUCCUCCGAUCUGCAUUAUGUAAAAUUUACAUAUGGUAUAUACUGGCUGCAAGUUUUCAGCACCAAGGCUUUAACUUCAGGUUGAUCCUUCUACAAUAGUACAGCUUUCUACAGUGCCUGAACAAAGGUUAUGUGUUCUCCUUUUUAAUUACGUUAAAAAGUGAAAAAGUUCAGUGCUUUUAUAAGUCUCGUUGACGAUUGUAAAAUAUGAUUAAAAUGUAACUAAGGUGUUAUUAGCAGUGGUAUAAUUCCCUAUCUAAUCAUUGCCCCACACUUCUCUGCUAUAUAUAUAUAUAUUGUCCCUAGUUGAAGAUGACAUAUGGUUGUGAUUUCAGUAUGUGAGUGUUGUCUGGCAGCCAUCCCAAGGAUCAGUUCUUACUAGUGCGCCAGGGGCCCUGUGUGUCCCUGUAGUUUUGGAGUCUGUUCAGGGGUGCUGUGUUCCCUUGUAGUCUACUAGUUUCCUUGAGCAGACUGAGGAAUUAUAACAUGUCCAUGUUCAGGAGAGCAAAGCUCAGCUUGGCAUAAGAGAAAGAAUGGACUGAUGCAAAGUUGUCAAAUCUAUAUAAACUUAGCCAGACAGAUGUCUUAAUUGGUGUGAUAGGUAUAUUGCAAUGGAUGGGGAGUUUUUUUAUAAGACUGAAUGUGAUGCACACCAAUAUACACUUUCGGACAAUGUACACACUUAAAAUGGUAAUGUAGGCUAAAACUGUUAUGGGAAAAAAAAAAAUUAUCUAUAGCUUAUAUAUAAUGUAUGUCAUUGUAUGCUUAUGAACGCAACAUGUCAUAGCACAUGCAGUGCCUCAGAAGCCAGAUAUUUGUGAAGCCGUAUUGACAUUUUCGUUUCUAUUCUCUAUUCUGUUGUUGAAUCACAAUGCUAGAUGGAUUUAAAAGUCAGUUGAAUUUACACUCACCAAACACUUUAUUAGGUACACCUGUUAACUGCUCGUUAGCGCAAAUAUCUAAUCAGCUAAUCACGUGGCAGCAACUCAAUGCAUUUAGGCACGUAGACAUGGUCAAGACGAUCUGCUGAAGUUCAUACCAGGCAUCCAGAAUGGGGAAGAAAGGUAAGUAUUUCAGAAAUUGCUGAUCUGCUGGGAUUUUCACGCACAACCAUGCCUAUGGUUUACAGAGAAUGGCCCGAAAAGAGACAAUAUCCAGUUUGCGGCAGUUCAUUGAGCAAAAAUGUUGUUGAUGUUCAGAGGAGAAUGGCCAAACUUGUUCGGGCUGAUAGAAAAGCAACAGCAAUCAAAUAACCACUCGUUACAACCGAGGAAUGCAGAAGAGCAUCUCUGAACACACAACACGUCGAACCUUGAAGCAGAUGGGCUAGAGCAGAAGAAGACCACACCUGGUGCCACUGUGUACCUAAUAAAGUGGCCGGUGAGUGUAUAUGUUUACCACUGAUGAGAUAAACCAAAUAAUCUGGUCUUAAAUGUAAGAACAGGUAAGUAUUGAGUGUCGGUGACUGUGUGUGUGUAUCUGAAUUAGUCACAAGAAAGACAUGCUUCAGUGAUGACCCGGCAACGCAAUUGCAGGCUUAGUUUCAAAGGUCAUGUCAAAAUUUCAAGCUAUUUCAUAUCCUUUCAAUUUGUAAUAAAAUUGUUUAGCUCAUAGUAUUGUAAAAGUAAAUAUAUAUAUAUAUAUAUAUAUAUAUAUAUAUAUUCCGGUCAUGAGUUUUGGGGUACUCAAGGUCAACUCAUGGAGAUUAAUCUCAAUCUGUUUUGGACUAAGAAAAUGGGACGGUAAUACCAACUUCAAAUUGGUGCAAACUUUUGCCAUGAUAUCUCCCCUUCCCCCUCUGUCUCUUCCUAGAAAAUUUUUAAAGCAAGAUAUACGGACCGUGUGAUUCUGAAGGGGGUGCUUUGCAUCUUGUUUUCUAGGGUUCAGGGCUCACAUUCCUGAGUGUCCACCUGUCCUUGUUACAUUAUAUGGAGAAUGCAAGAAAGUUCUUUAAAAAAACGUACCGAAUUGAAAAAGUUCUACUGUAUAUCUUUGUAUCUGCUAUAUCAGAAUAUAGUGCCUUUAUUGGACAGUAGACUGUUCUGAAAUUAAUCUAGUAUAUAUAAAUAAACUUUUUGUACAGUUUCUUUAAGAAAACUUUUUUUUUUACUUGUGUUUAUUUUAGUAUUGUACGCAAUAGAGAAUAAAGGUAUAUCAAUGACAAA
Anguilla anguilla (European eel) is the source of this 4793-nucleotide messenger RNA. It is a transcript of the gene hmbox1b, whose product is annotated as homeobox containing 1 b. The coding region runs from base 245 to 1663 and encodes 472 amino acids. Gene Ontology annotation, cellular component: nucleus. Gene Ontology annotation, molecular function: double-stranded telomeric DNA binding. Lineage: Eukaryota; Metazoa; Chordata; Actinopteri; Anguilliformes; Anguillidae. Gene Ontology annotation, biological process: positive regulation of DNA-templated transcription. The record is from RefSeq and is a predicted model, not a curated record. The transcript has 10 exons.